Molecule: messenger RNA, 393 nt
Organism: Lycium barbarum (goji berry)
Lineage: Eukaryota; Viridiplantae; Streptophyta; Magnoliopsida; Solanales; Solanaceae
Exons: 2
Coding region: 1-393 (130 amino acids)
Source: RefSeq, a predicted model, not a curated record
AUGGAUAUUGAUGAACAAUGCCAGCUAUGCAGAGGGGCACCAGAGACAAUCAACCAUGCAUUCUUUGCCUGUCCUUUCUCAGGAGCCAUUUGGUCGAGGUUGCUACAAUGGCUCAACAUCAAUAGAAGCAAUAUGGAGUGGACUGAUGAACUAAAGUGGGCUGAGACAUGGUGCAAGGGAAGAAGUAGUAAGGCUGAAGUGUACAAGAUUGUGCUUGCAGCAGCUGUGUACUAUGUAUGGCAGGAAAGAAACAAUAGGCUAUUCCAGAAGAGGUCCAAGGGAGUCGAUGGUGUGCUAAGACAAAUUGCUCAGGAGGAGGAUGGUUGUAAGAAGAUAUUCACCAGAAUAGGGCCUGUCCUAUGUCCUACUCUGGGAAAUUUUGAUGAGCUGUAA